AUGGGUGAUGAUGGAGGCAAAGGAACUUCGGCAACUGAAACACCGGACGUUAGUCCUGGUGCCAGUUUCCAAGUUUUUGUUGACAUGGCAAAUCUGCACAAUAAAUUGAAAUUACUUAACUACGACGACGAAUACGUGGUCAAAUGGCGUAUGAAACCAAUAUCGCGCAUUCAUUUUGCCGUGCAAACCAAUGCAGGAGAUCAAUUACAUGCAUUCAUUGCAUUAGCCGCAUGGCUAUUUCAAAAAGGUGGCACUAAAUUCGACAAACCAAGCGAGGAUGACGAUCAAAGUGUACUUCUAGCAAAUAUUAUUGCACAGUUUAAGAAAUUAGGUCAUGAUGUAAAUGUUAGUGCGAAUAAACUUCGAGCAGGAUCUGGUGAACCUGUUGUUUUCAUUCUCAAUCGAUUGGCUGAUGACGCUUUGAAGAACAGUGGUUUUACAUGGCGAUCACCUGAAAAACCUGAUGAAUUACCUGAUGCAGAUGACGCAGGUGAAAAAGACGACGAUAAUGAAAUCGAUGUAAACAAAAUCGAUGAAGAAAUGUUCAAUAAAGACAAUGAUCAGGAUGAAUACGAAGAAGACGAAACGAUCUUGAAUAUGGAAGCAUUGACAAAAUUGGGUUUAAAAUCGAAUUCUGUCGGUGCAGCUGCGAUGUCCGAACCGGAAAUUCGUCCGGAAUUGAUCAUGGAGUCGACAACUGAUGCGACGGAAUGGAAACUCGAAGUUGAACGAAUUCUUCCUCAACUAAAAGUUACAUUUAAAGCCGAAAAUAAAGAUUGGCGCGCACGACAAGAACAGCGUUUAACCUACAAAACACAAAUCGCCAGUUCUUUGAAAGACGCUGAACAAAUGUUAACACGAUUUCAUACAGAUAUCGCUAAAUCUUUGGAAGAAAUCGCUACACGUGAACAUUACAUAAAUUCGCAAUUGAGUGAUCAUGUUCAAGAAUUUCAUCGGCAACAAAACGAAUUAGCAUUAGCUAAACAACACUACCGACAAUGUUCAACUGGCAUUACAGAGAAAUCUCAACAGUUAGCUCAGAUUACAGCCGAACUACAAAGAAUCAAGGAAGAAAUGGAAGAAACAGGCCAGAAUGUAACAGAUGGAGGUCCAUUGGUUCGAAUCAAAAAAGCCAUCGAAGAGUUAAAUCGGGAUAUUGUUCGUGUCGAUGUUCGAAUUGCGGUACUCGAGCAUACGUUGAUGCAAUCGAAAGUACGAGAAAAGGAAGAAGCCAACGACGAAAAAGCUGAUUUUCUUCUGAAUGAACCCGAUUUUGAUUGA
Molecule: messenger RNA, 1281 nt
Organism: Adineta ricciae
Lineage: Eukaryota; Metazoa; Rotifera; Eurotatoria; Adinetida; Adinetidae
Source: the annotation of a GenBank genome assembly